GAGCGAUUAAGUAGGAAGUGAAACUGAGUUGAAAGAACACACGUCUUUUCCCAAUUCUUUACAUUGAUCAAAGGACACAGUAACAACUCGGAGCUUCACAGAUCUGGCUACACAGUCAACAGAAUGAAAGUGUUCUUCACCCUCCUGCUCUUCAUAUUGACUUUGGCCAACUUGAAGCCUUCCACAGCUGCUAAGAUAAUGGUAAUCCCACCAAUCAUGUUUGAAAGUCAUUUGCAAAUAUUUAAAAUGCUGGCAAAGGCAUUACAUGGGCAGGGGCAUGAGGUGGUCAUCGUGGUGUCAAGAGGGCGAGAAAUUGAGGAAUCUCCUUACUACAGGUUUCAGCAGUACUCUGGUAUGUUCACCACCCAAACGGCUGAUGACUUCCUGCAGGAGAAGAUGAAGAAUAUCUUCUCGGGGAAGUUAACAGCACUGGAACUCUUUGGCAUUUUGGACCGUUAUGCUGCCAACUGUGACCAUAUGGUGGGCAAUCGAGACCUAGAGGACCGGCUGAGGCAAGAAAAGUUUGAUCUGCUGUUGGUUGAUCCCAAUGAAAUGUGCGGCUACAUAUUUGCGGAAAUCCUGGGUGUAAAACACGUUACGUUCUCCACUGGUCUGUGGUUCCCAGCAGAGCUCGGUGCUCCUUCCCCAGUUUCUUAUGUUCCAGAGUUUAACUCCCUAAUGACUGAUCGGAUGAAUCUCUUGGAGCGUGCUUGGAACAGUUUGAUUUACAUUGUCAGCAGAAUAGGCACCAGGUGUGUCAUCCUUCCAAAAUAUGAUGCAAUUCUGGAGAAACACAGUAUGAAGCCCUCCAGGUCCAUGCUGGAGCUUGUCCAGGGUUCCAGCAUGUUUCUUCUCUGCACUGAUAUAGCUCUGGAAUUUCCCAGACCCAGUCUACCGAGCAUUGUUUUUGUGGGUGGGAUCCUCACAAGGCGUGCAAACCCAUUGCCAGAAGGCCUGACCACUUGGGUUGAAGAUGCACCUGAAGGAGUUGUGGUGGUUUCAUUUGGUGCUGGAGUUAAAUAUCUUUCAGAUAAUUUAACAGAAAAACUAGCAACUGCCUUUGCUCGGUUACCAUACAAAGUCCUCUGGAGGUUUUUUGGAAAAAAGCCAAGAUCCUUGGGAAACAAUACAAAGCUGAUGGAGUGGAUACCGCAGAAUGACUUGUUGGGUCAUCAAAAUGUAAAGGUAUUUUUGAGCCAUGGGGGCCUGAAUGGAAUCUAUGAGUCCAUCUAUCAUGGUGUCCCAGUGGUAGGGAUUCCAUUCUUUGGAGACCAUUAUGACAUCAUGACGAGAAUACAUGCGAAAGGAAUGGGGAUUUUCCUAUCCUGGAGCACAAUGACUAAAGAGGAUAUUUAUCAAGCCAUUGUCACAGUGGCCACAGAUCCAAGGUACAAGAAGCAGGCUAUGUAUUUAUCCAAAUUGCAUCAGGACCAGACUCUUCACCCAGUGAACCGCACAAUCUACUGGCUGGACUAUGUUUUGAGGCACGAUGGAGCAGCACAUCUGCGCCCUACCCUGUAUGACAUGUUCUUCUAUCAGUAUUACAUGCUUGAUGUGGUAGCUGUGUUUAUUGUGUGUGCAAUAUUACUUUGUUAUUGUUUUUUGAAAAUGAUGAGGAAACUGAAAGGAAGUGUUUUGCCAAAAGUUAAAAGCAGCCACCAUCAGAAUGGCUUUCAAAACAGAAAGAUUGUAUCAGAGAGCAAAAAGUGGAAAUAAAUCACUUCACCAUUCUCAUCAGAUUAUAAUGGGAAACAUAUCUAACUGGGUUUCUUACACUUGAAACUAAGUUGCAGAAGUAUUUUGAUAGCCUAAAGCUAAUGUGAGAUUUUAAGCCAUGUAUGUUAUUUCUACUGAAUUUUUUAUAAUGAAGAUCUAUCUUUAUAAAUUGGUAUGGAAUUUGUAUGUAGUUUAGAGUAUAAUGAUAAGACAUUAGCCAAACUAAUGUGGCAUCUUUUUGAAAUUCCAGCUGUGCAUUCCUCAUUUAACUUUGCCUUGUCUAAAGCUUUGAUACUGCCCUGUGAUGCCAACAAGGCCCAUCCAUCCCUUAGUUACCAUGAGAAGGUGGUGGUCAUUUUUCUCUUAGACUAACAAAAAUACUGCUCCCAUGUCAGAGGGCAUUGAGUUACACACAGGCCCAAUGAAGUGGCUAGAUUCCUAAAGGACAUUCAUGAACUAGUUUUACAACAGUCUACCAGUUUUCUUGGUUAUGUCUAGUAUCACCCCCACAACUUACCCAUUAUUGAACUCAGUUUCUAUGGUAGAAUCUAAACUCCCAAUGUUCGGGGUUCUAAAUCAGGAUCAUAAUCAUUCCAUUAAUACAUUAAUUUCCUAGUUUUGCCUCCUGUAAACUGUCUCUCAACUUGCCUCUACAGUCUUAACCAGUCUACCUUAGCUUAUGUAGGUCCUGUGCAUAAAUUAGCAUUGUCUGCACUGUUUUGACUAGACUUUCUUGUCUGGUCUACACGUUGACUAAGCUCAGUAUUCUGCCUUCCCUUCAGGAGAGGAGGGCCAAAGAGAAAAUGAGUCAUGGAAGAGGGAAAAAAAGCAUGCUCCAGUGCAAGUACCACUUAAUCUGCACUGCUUUUUUCUACAAGGAUUUUUUGAGAGGUAGUUUGGAGGAGGGGAAGCUCCAAGUGACGGAAUUCUCUGAGUUGUGUCAAUCUUUGCAGCACCCUCCAGGGUAGGAGUCUUAUUAAUAAUGGAAAGGUGUCACUAUUUGCAGGGGCUCCCCCACACAAUGUCUGAAAAUCACUUUUACAGGCUAUUCUAUUUCUCAUGUGUAUUCCAUUCCCUAAUCAGGACAUAGUGUGCUGAUUAAGCAAGAUUUGAUUGAAGUGAAACUUCACUAUACAUGCCAAAGAAAACCACUUUACCAAGCAGAAUGAUUAUUUCACAGCACAAAGUUGGUUGGUUUUGCUCCCUUUGAAUCUGCAACUGGUCCAUUCAGACAAGUGGAGAGAACAAGCUUUAUAUUUGACAGAACCUAUUAAGUGGUAUUUAUUACUAAAUGUUUUGUUUUCUUGACACUGCGUGUGCUUGGAAAUAGCAAAGUCAUUAUUUAAAUCACACUGCAGGGCAGUGUUGCCAUCUGAGGGACACAUGGAGAGUUGCUCAAAAAUAGAAAACAUUAUGAUUGCUGAUAAAACAGUGGCAAAUUCAGGAAUGUCUGACACUGGAAAAAAAUGAUCCAUUUUUUAUCCCAGCGUAUUUAAUAGGACAAGUGCAAUGGUCAAACAGAAUUUAUUUUCCCCACAGCUGGUGCCGUGGUUUAGUGAUGGACGAGUAAUUCAGAAACCUGGGCUAUUAACUUAGUGACCCUGUGUUCCAAUUCCACCAUGGCAGCCGGAGAAAUUAAAAUUCAGUUUCAAAAUCUGGAAAUCAGCAAAGGUUGACUGUUGUUUUAAAAAAACUCGUUCAAUGAUUUAGAGAAGCAAAUUUGCCAUCAGUACCUGGUCUGGCCUUAAUGGAGCUCACCACACUGACUGCAGUAAUGGACAUAGGUGGUCCUCUUCCACUAGCUGCUAACAUACCAAUUCUGACGGCAUAACUUUAGACCAAAUGAACGCGAUAGCCCUCAGAUGCGAUUUUUUUUUUUGCAAAAAAAGGGUAUGCUUAUAUAGAAUUAAGAAAGGAUUACUUAUUACAUUUAGAUUAAUUCUGCCUCCUUGUGAGAAACUGCAACUUAGGGGAAAAGAAGCAUUCGACAGGUAACAAUUUAAAACUGAACAAUUUAUAUGGAAAGAAACCAGACAGUGGCUUCUGCAUCUUGAAAUUCAAAUAUUAUCUGCUACAUUUGUAAGAUGCAGGUAUCUUCUGCCUGUUUUUUUUCCAUCACUGCAAAAAGGCAUCCUAGCGUUAGCACUAUUCUCUUUCUGGACAAUACAAGUGUGGGCAUUAGACUUGCAUGAUACUGGGGAUUUGGCUUUAAUGCUUUAAUGUCCUCCACUGCUGUCUAGGCACUCACUGUCUAGGAUGAAGAAUUAUCACUUUCAGUCAGGGCUCGAAGAAGCUGCUGGUGGCUGUAGUGUCAUAAUUUAGAAAUAAACACACAUGCUAGAAACAAAAUCUUGUCAGGUGUUUAUGGCACAGCAGAUGGUAAAUGCUGAGCUGCUCAAAUCCCAGAGGGAAAUUUGAAACAACUGCCACAACUGUUUUGCAAUUUGUAUUUUGAUUUCGAGAUGUGUGCCUUGAAUUCAGUAGUAAGACGUCUACCGAGACUUGCCGGUUUCUAUAAAACUAAAUUAAACAUUUAUUAAUGAAAGAAAUAAUUUUAAACAUAUACAUAGGUCUACAAAUUACUACUAUGGUAACUCCUAGCUCCCCUAAAUAAUCUAAAUCCCAGUUACACCUCCGUUAAGGCAAAAGUAAAAACAAAAUAGGUUUUAACAGACCCAGGCAAAGCACAACAUACCCUAGACAAGGGUAUUCACAGUGAAUUCUUAGUUUUGGUUCCUACAGACAGCAGCUUGGUACAUAGAGGCAGGAGGCAUUUCACACUUGUUAGAUCUUAGAGUGCCUUCUUUCCUUACAUAUAACCUCAUCUUCUCCCUUUUUAAUGUAAAUGUCACUAUUUCAAUGUGUCUAACAAAAAUAAUUCAUAGUACCAAUUUUGUCAGUACACUUUGGGAAAAAUAAACAUACUGUUUGGCUU
Messenger RNA from Carcharodon carcharias (great white shark), 4651 nucleotides. RefSeq names its product 2-hydroxyacylsphingosine 1-beta-galactosyltransferase-like. Bases 124 to 1716 code for a protein of 530 amino acids. The record is from RefSeq and is a predicted model, not a curated record. The transcript is spliced from 6 exons. Lineage: Eukaryota; Metazoa; Chordata; Chondrichthyes; Lamniformes; Lamnidae. Gene Ontology annotation, molecular function: UDP-glycosyltransferase activity.